AUGAACCAUGAACGCGCACUGGAUGACUUGAUUGGUAUCACUGAGAUCAAGGGCCGGGUAUUCCAAAUCUUACAGGACUGUAAAGAUGGAGCAUUACAAAAUCUUUCUGAUGGCUACAUCCCGCAUUCCUCCAUUGUGCUUCACAAAUUGUCCACUAUUGCGCCCCCACCCUGGCUUGGGACUCUUGAUCAGACAGCUAACAAUCAUUCAGACCCCAAUAGCGAGAAGAAACAAACCUGGAAUGUGCCUCAAAUAGUUCGAUCACUCUCAGAGCCAAGUGAGGAUAUUCCACCUGAGGGACUCUCUGGAGGUUGGAACGAAGUUUUUGGGGAACAAAUGGAGAGAAGAUUUGCAACGGUUGACCCAGAAAGAUUCAGUGGCUUUCUUGAUGGAGUUGAAAAUGCCAGUUAUCAGAUACCUCAAGGAAUGCUCUAUGGUGUGGGUGGUCAGCUCCCCCAAAGUUUGAUGAAGGCCCUCCUUUUGGAAGAUGAUAAUACAGAAGAGGUUUCCUGGUUACCUGGAGAUCACGUUCAAUUGGACUCGGAUAGUGACUCCCUUGAAGAACCCAAUAACAGUCUGGCUGUGCCACGCUUUUUGAAAUCUCUACCCUACCUUGGAAGUGAAGAUGAUCAAAACAAGGCCUUGUUAACUGGCUGUCACAAAAGGCGCCCACUCAGGCUCAACUGGGCCAGGGACCCAUUGCCUAUUGAGCCUGAGAGUCUCACAGCUGGCCUUACUGUUGACUCAUUAUCCCUCACAGUGAAGAGCCCUCAGUUUACCUCAAAUAUUUCUUUGCAUGUUUGCCCACCACGAGGAUCCACACUCACAACAGACAUUGGGUUAUUGGUCUUGAUCAAUGGGAAGGUAACAAAACUAAGUCAUAUUCCCAACUUCACUUGGGGCCAUGUGGGCAGUGCCAAUCCUUUCCGGAUCAACGUGUUUUUCCCAAACUAUGAGAAAGGCAAAAACGCUGGUGGUCGUUAUAUUACAAUGCUCAAUGCUCAGGAUUGCUCUCUAUGGUACACAGAAGUUGUCCGUCAAGCCAUCAUGCAAGCAGAAAUGCGGUGCGCACCCCAACUCCGUCAUGCAGUCACUUCCCUUCAACAAGAACUUCCUGUUACCUACUCUAAUGCUGAAUCACUUGUAAAUGGUGGGAACCAGGGAAGGCUCCACAGGGGAUAUCCAGUGUGCCAUGAAGUCUUCAACAUCAUUGCGCUUCUUGCCAGGGAAAUAGUGGAAAACACAAGAAGGCUGGCCAAAUUUAAGGGCUUUUUCUUUCAUAUCUGGGGCAGUGGUUUGAAGUCCUUAGGGCAUCAAAUUCCUAAUGAGAGGGGAUCUGCAUUGCUUUGUAUCUUCAAAGAAUAUCCUUUUGUUGAUUGGAGUCUUCAAAACCCUCAAGACAUUGUGGUGGACAUUGGCCUAGAAAUCAACAUCAAGCAAGAGGAACUCUCAUUGGAUACAAACGACUUGACAUUGCUAUGGAAACUCAGUGUUCUCAAACAGCUUAUUUGGCCUGCUUGGCGUAAAGGACAUGUCAACUCCUACAUGCACUCCCGUGUUGUGGCAGGACUUUCUGCAGCUCCGCGUAGCCUUAUAAGCCACUCUUUUUACUAUUCCCACGCAUACAUGAAGGACAAGGUUGUCACCUACCAUCAUUGUGACAGCAGUAUUGGGAUUGGCUUCUCACCCAAGGAUGGUCUGAACAACACGGACCAAUACAAUAAUGAGAUUGCCAAGUUGACAAAAGGAUGGACCCAGAGCACAGGCUGUUAUGGAGUGCAAUUAGAAUGGCGGUGUGGAAUCUGGGCAUCAGAACAGAUAUUGAGGCUAGACCCAUCCUUGUGGGUGCAACGUUUCCUGAUGAAAGGCGCUAUUCUUGCAUUCAAAACUCAUCAUGUGGUUCAGCUCAAAGUCACAUUUCUCAGGGCCUAUGACUAUUUCUUUUGUAGGGUGCAAGUUUUGCCAGCCCCACAGCGCAGAAGUGAAGAGGUUCUUCUGCUUGCUGCAGUCCUUCAUUACCUUAUGCAUGGACUAGUAAAGCGCCCAGAUGAGAUGAGCUCUAGUCGUUACAUGGCAAAGGGUCUUGGAAUUCUUUCCAGGGCUAUGUCUUAUGGGUUUGCUUCAUUCACUGAGUACAAGAUCCUUCAAUACUCAGCUCGUCAUACCCCUGCUGGAGCUCGUCUCAAGCCAACCCUUUCAUUAUCCAAGACUGAUCAAUUUAUCAUUCGGGCACUUGAAAACAUGCAGCAGAAGAAUGCAGCCAAACGGGUAAUGCGUACUGGGAAAAAGCUGAUCCAAAAGUCAAACAACCCAACUACACCAAGCAAUUCAGCUCCUUGCCAACUGACAACAGAGACUGAAGAUUUUGUCUUUUUUGAUCACUUAAUCAAUGAAGACCUUUCUGGUUGGCUUUGGUCAAAGUUCCCCAUCCAGGAUCAAACAGAGGUGCCAAAUUUGCGGAGCUUUGAAGGUCCAUUUCAGCUGAAACUAUGGAAAAAUUCAGUUGGUCCUGGAGUUAAGUGCAAGAGCCGUAUUUCUUGGGCAGGGUUCCAGAAUGUUAUUUCUCAACUAUUCCCUGAUGAUUGGGUCAUGAAGGACCGUGGGCAGAUGUGGGAUUCAUAUCAAGCAGUUGUUUUGGACCCCAUCAUAAAACGGCUUGAACAAGAAGACAAAGCCAAUCGUGCCACCCGUGCCAAUAAGGGUCCUGGCAACCCAGGGUAUAAAGGAAGGCAUCCCAUGCCUGGGAAGUCAUCUCAAACCACCACUGGCACCACUACUUUCUUAUCCAUCCCCAUUACUAAGACAUCAUGCCUGCCAUCAGAACAGAGACCAGGAUCUCCAAGGCCACUGGAGAGUCCACCUCUUACCACCUUGACAGAUCCAGUGAGCACAGGACCAAGUUCCCUUGGUCCCAGGACAACCUGGAUCAAUGGGCACCCCCAGAUCCAUCCAUGGGCUGGGACAUGGGGAAUGAUCAACCCCCUAUCACCAACAUCUAUGACUGGCAUAAGGUCAUCACAAGAUGUGAUUCCUUCCAACAAUCCAAGGCUUAUGCCAAACUACUUGAUCCCUCAGCAACCCUUGAUUACAUACCAAUGGGUCAAUGAUGGAAGUGCUACUGGAUUGGAAGAACCCUACGCUGUCCAAUCAGGGGAUACCUCCGCUGGGUUGGCAUUCUUUGUGUGUAGAGGUAAUGUGGGUGCCUCUGUGGAGGAUGUAGUGAGGGCCCCAGUGCUAAAGCACACAAGGAGGUUGGCAGAAUGGCAUCUAGACAUUGAGGAAAUUGAUCCUGAAUGGUGGAUACCAAUCUCAACAGUAAGGGAAUGGCUGGCUGCGGAAAUUGAAAACUGGAAAAACAAACUGCCAUCAGGCUUAGGUGGCUAUGUGGACAACCUCACUCCUGAGGAUGUCUAUUACAUGAUCCUAGAACACAAAAUGAGCAUAGAAGAUCUACAUGACUGGCUCAAACAAUGGGCCAUGCAAGCAGCUCAGAAUGAUCUGAGCAGAAGUAUAUCCAACUUAGCAAUCCAUGAACUAAGUGAUGAAGGAGGACAUGAGUCUGACCUUGAAAGUAACAAGGCCAUGAACAAAUGGAACCCCUUGGAUUAUGCUGAUGGAAUGUGA
Molecule: messenger RNA, 3624 nt
Organism: Rhizoctonia solani
Lineage: Eukaryota; Fungi; Basidiomycota; Agaricomycetes; Cantharellales; Ceratobasidiaceae
Product: capsular polysaccharide export protein
Exons: 6
Coding region: 1-3624 (1207 amino acids)
Source: RefSeq, a predicted model, not a curated record